Messenger RNA from Caenorhabditis sp. 36 PRJEB53466, 828 nucleotides. The record is from the annotation of a GenBank genome assembly. NCBI's taxonomy places the organism in Eukaryota, Metazoa, Nematoda, Chromadorea, Rhabditida, Rhabditidae.
AUGGGACAGCCAGUGAAUGAAGCAGGAAAUGUACGGGUUUCUCUUUCCAAGGGUUCAUACAAACGUUUUCUGUUUCAGAACAUCCGAUUCUCACCGAAGAAAGCGAUCGAAUGUAGGGAUGAGUGCAUGCCGUACUGCACACCGCAAUGUCUGGAUGCCUAUUUGAUGGCAGACAAAAACUCGAAACCGAAAGUCUGUAAAGCAGGUGCAUUUGUUUAGACGCCCCAAACUAUUUUCAUCCGAAAUUAUUCCAGUUUGCAUGCCGGAAUGCUCUGACGAAUGUGUGAGCGCUCCACCACUCAUGGUCCCGUGUGUUUUCGAUAAUGUUUGUCACUGUCCGGCUGGGUAACCAGAUGCUCACAAUCAGUAGACAAAUGAACAUCCUUAAAUUUCAGAUAUGUGAGGUGUAGUGAAAUGACUUGCUGCAUGAAAUACCGAACAAUGGCGGUGCGGUACAAGAACCGAAUGACAUCCAUGUCAUUCAGCGACGAUGAAGAAAGUGAUCCUGUGAAUGUGAGUUACUGUGUUUGCUCAGAUAUAUUCAAGUCAAAUUUGCGUUCAGUCCGCUGGAAAUGAGACGUCUGUCUACAUGUCAGAGCUGAGAAGGAUGGGAGGUUCCCCGACAGUCAAAUCUACGACGAUUUCAAUGAGAACUCUGCCGAAUAACAGUACUUUUCCGUUGAGCUUUCCGUUUCGAGCAGCAUUAUUUCAGGCUCAAUUGUAUAUUAUCCAGAACAAGGGAAAGCUGAAAUUCUGAAGAAAGAUGGAAGUGUAAUCGUUGAAGUUAUGGAAUCAGCACGAGACGAAAAAGAAGAAGCUGAACAAUGA